This is a messenger RNA of Mesorhabditis belari, 486 nucleotides long. The record is from the annotation of a GenBank genome assembly. Lineage: Eukaryota; Metazoa; Nematoda; Chromadorea; Rhabditida; Rhabditidae.
AUGAGAAGUCUAAUCUUCUCACUUCUCCUCGUCGGUGUCUACGGCGGUGCAUCGAACACCGUAAACACUUGGAAUGGAACUCUCUCUUACAUUGAAGAUUGGGGAUAUGUCAAGAUUCGUGACAACGCAAACACUUUCUGGUGGCUCUACUCCGUGCAACCGUCUAACAAUCGACCGCUUUUCCUUUGGCUCCAGGGAGGACCCGGCUCGUCAUCAUCUGGCUACGGUAAUCUCGAGGAACUCGGCCCAAAAGAUCUCGAUGGGAAAGAUCGAGCGAGUACUUGGCUUUUGGCGAAACUAGAUGAAGGUCGAGGAAUGCACUCGACGGUUGCCAACUCAAAAACAGCAAAAAUCGACGACGAUCUCUUGGCAAAUCCUCGUCAACUCCGAAAGCUUGUCUCCGUCUUUUACUUUGAUUAUCUCAUUUUUCAAUAUGCUCUCCCGAAAUCGAAGCAUCUUGUGAAUAUAAAUGAAUUCCUCGCUCAA